Molecule: messenger RNA, 643 nt
Organism: Hemicordylus capensis (graceful crag lizard)
Lineage: Eukaryota; Metazoa; Chordata; Lepidosauria; Squamata; Cordylidae
Gene: LEAP2
Product: liver enriched antimicrobial peptide 2
Exons: 3
Coding region: 76-327 (83 amino acids)
Biological process (GO): defense response to bacterium; antimicrobial humoral immune response mediated by antimicrobial peptide
Source: RefSeq, a predicted model, not a curated record
UAUAAAAGCUCAUGCAGACCAGCUGAGCAAGUAUGUCCAGGUGACUACAGGAGAUUUUGAGAAAUACAUCGACUAAUGGAAAACUAUUCAAAGAUGAUGCAGUGUUUGAAAGCUGUCAUCGUCGUCUUAGUUUGUUCAGUCCUGCUUACUCAGAUACACUGUGCCUCACUGCAUCCUCAAAACUCUCAGCUGGUAAGGCAGAAGAGAAUGACACCUUUCUGGAGAGAGAUGUUGAGGCCACUUGGAGCACCAUGCAGAAACAACAAUGAUUGCAUCACAAGAAUAUGCAGGAACCAUCACUGCUCUUUAAGAACGGCACAGAAGUGAUUCUUCACUAAGAAAAUACCGCUGUUACUUUUGAUAAUGCUUCCAUUACUUUUGAUAAUGCUUACAGCGAUGGUAUAUUAUCACUUUUCCCGACAACACUCGCAUGUAUUUGAUGCUUUUCAGUUAAAGCUUCAGUUGUAUGGACAAUGCAAAAGGACUUUACAUAUACCAGAAGUAAAAACUGGUGUAAGCUAUACCUUUCCAUCGUGUUCCAAGGUAGGCCUUUAGUUUGGCUAAAGUAGUCUUAGCGUUUAUAUGGUUUUGUAUUUAUGUUUUUCUAUGCAAGAUAAGAAAGAUUUCUUUAAAACACACACAA